GCUUGUUAUUUCCGGGUUGGAGGCGCCGCCAUUUUGGGCAGUGACAGACGGGACUCGCUGUUGUCGGCCCCGCGUCCCCCUUCAGCACCGUCAUCGCCACCCACGGCCCGACCGGGGCAGCAGCAGCAGCAGCCCGCGCUGAUCCACACCGAACCGCACCGCACGCCGCCCACAGGACAUGUCAACCAUGAAUCCCGAAUAUGACUAUUUAUUCAAGCUGCUGCUCAUCGGAGACUCUGGUGUUGGGAAAUCUUGCCUUCUCCUCAGAUUUGCAGAUGAUACAUACACAGAAAGUUAUAUCAGUACAAUUGGUGUGGAUUUUAAAAUCCGAACAAUAGAGUUAGACGGCAAGACCAUCAAACUUCAAAUAUGGGACACAGCUGGCCAGGAGCGGUUUCGAACAAUCACUUCCAGUUACUACAGAGGGGCACAUGGCAUCAUCGUUGUGUAUGAUGUUACAGACCAGGAGUCAUUUAACAAUGUAAAGCAGUGGCUUCAGGAAAUAGAUCGCUAUGCCAGUGAAAAUGUUAACAAGUUAUUGGUAGGAAACAAGUGUGAUCUGACAACCAAGAAGGUGGUGGAUUAUACAACAGCAAAGGAAUUUGCAGAUUCCCUGGGGAUCCCGUUUUUGGAAACCAGCGCAAAGAAUGCGACGAAUGUAGAACAAGCCUUCAUGACGAUGGCUGCCGAGAUCAAGAAGCGAAUGGGUCCGGGCGCCACUUCCGGCGGCUCGGAAAAGUCGAACGUAAACAUCCAGAGCACGCCGGUCAAGUCGUCCAGCGGCGGCUGCUGCUAAGAAUUUCCACCAUUUCCAAAAAAUUUGAUUUAAAAGGCCCAAAAGUAAGAACCGUCGCCUGACCCGUACUGUAAGUAGACACACUACUGCAGACUCGCCCCUCCCCCACUCCACCCCCUCCCCCCACCCCCUCCCCCCCACUCUCCUUUUCACACACACACACACACACACACACACACACACACACACACACACACACACACACACACACACAGAGACGCACACACACGCACACACACGCACACACACACACACACAAUCAGGCACUGAAGAGCCAGUAUUGGCUGGGAUAUCCAACUCAAGUCUAACUUCAUUUUCAGAACUGUUUUAAACUUUAAAGUGUGCAGGUCAUUAAUAAUGUGCAUAAGUCUCAUGUUAGCAGAUUUUCAUGCAGUUGGUUUAUAUUAUAAAGAAAUGAUUUUUGUUUCUAAUGGCAUGUUUUAAAUGUCAGCAUUGGAUGGUCUCUGAGGGUGAAGUUUAGUCACGGCCAGUGUUUUGUCUUAUUCAUUGCCAUCAAUAAAAUUUAGUCAUGUUAUGUUGGAUCUGAUUUUGCUAGUACUUUCUGUAGAGACACAACCACACUGCAUUCCCUUCAUACUCUCUGCGUAUAACUUGUGGCUGCAGGAUAUUGUAACUUGUUGCACAUGUAUAACAUUAAACAACUGAAAUGUUUAAUAAUAUUGUACCUAGACUUAAUUUAGAACUAACCCCGGUGGGCCAGAACGGUCCGCCAAGCGUCAAGGUCUACAAGAUCAACGGGCUCGAUUACUGCAGAGUGUAACUGUCUUAAUUUAUUCUGCAUUUCUCAUGUGUUGUAUCUCGUUGUAGAGUUUUGGUUGUGGAUGAGAGAGUACAGUCUGUAGAUCACUGCUGUUAUGAUUCCCAUUUGCCUUGGAGACGCCUUGUAUUUAUGUGGCACGUUGAACGCUGGGACUUUCUGCACACCGAACAAGGGGCUGCUCCAAACCGAUCACAUUUUUACCCAUGAAUUUCCUUUUAUUUUGUGUGGAAUUUUGGAGACUACAUCUGGAUGCUGCGUUGACUACAUCUGGAUGCUGCGUUGACUGCAGAGAGAUUGGUAAUAGUCGCCAUUAUCAGGCAUGCUAACCACUUCAUUUUAGAGCUAGUGUAGGGACCCAUAUAAUUUAAAAUAUUUUAAGCAUGGUGAAGGGUGAUUUAACUCAAAUUUAUUUUUACUCAUUCUAAAUAAAAUGCUUCAUGGCACUUUCCUCCA
Amblyraja radiata (thorny skate) is the source of this 2030-nucleotide messenger RNA. Its product is annotated as ras-related protein ORAB-1. NCBI's taxonomy places the organism in Eukaryota, Metazoa, Chordata, Chondrichthyes, Rajiformes, Rajidae. The coding region runs from base 179 to 796 and encodes 205 amino acids. The transcript is spliced from 6 exons. Gene Ontology annotation, molecular function: GTPase activity; GTP binding. The record is from RefSeq and is a predicted model, not a curated record.